Molecule: messenger RNA, 4013 nt
Organism: Oncorhynchus mykiss (rainbow trout)
Lineage: Eukaryota; Metazoa; Chordata; Actinopteri; Salmoniformes; Salmonidae
Source: RefSeq, a predicted model, not a curated record
GAACAGUGUGGUUGUAGACAGCCACGCUCCGUUGGGCUGUCACGGUUGUUGUUCUGGCCAGGAACGUUAUCGAUAAAAACCCAUUACAGUUCAUGGGAGGAACUCCAUAUGAAUGAAUUAUGUCGGAGUGAAAACACUCAUCCGCCUCUAGCAUACCAUGACUGAACCGAGUCCGGCCCAGAAAAGCUCACAGCCAGGUCAAGAGAUGGCGUCAGUGAAGCUGGAGGACUGCAGUCAAACACUGGAGCUCAAUGUGAUUGUCAAAAAAGAGGAAGAGGAGGAUGAGAGAAGAACCGAGGAAGAGAACGGGGGAGUAGAACAGGAGAGGGAAGACGGUAACAUUGACUCGGUAGAUAUGGAAGAAGAGGAGGACCAGGAAGGAGGAGGUGUGGCCAACGCAGGACUUGUUACUAUUAAAAGAGAAGAAGAGGAGGAGGAUGGAGAGGAGGAGAUUGGGGACAGAGAGGAGGAGGAGGAGGAGGAUGGAGAGGAGGAGGUUGGGGACAGAGAGGAGGAGGAUGGGGACAGGACCAACCCAGAAACAGGAGAGGGUGCCAGCUCAGACAAAGAGAGACCGUUCCUCUGCUCCCAGUGUGGUAAGCGGUUCACUGCACCAAGCAGCCUGAAGACUCACAUGCAGAGACACAGCGGAGAGAAACCCCACCAGUGCUCCUUCUGUGGGAAGCGCUUCCUACGAUCCACAGACCUGAAGAGACACCAGAUGAUCCACAAAGCAGUCACCUCGGACAGACCGUACCGCUGUUCGGAGUGCGGCAAGACGUUCACCUCGCCGACCAGCCUGAGGAUCCACCUGAAGAUCCACAGCGAAGACAAACCACACCAGUGUUCCGUCUGCGGGAAGCGUUUCCUGUGGCUGUGUGUUCUGAAGAGACACCAGGUGGUGCACAAAGCAGGAGAGAGCGCCACCUCGGACCCAGACAGCCCAGGGGAUCCCGAACAGGGGCAGAAGCCGUACCCGGACCCUAAAAGACUGCACCUCUGCUCAGAGUGCGGCAAGAGGUUCACCACAGCGCCUUUACUAAAGUCUCACAUGAAGUCUCACAGUGGGGAGAUACACCACCAGUGCUCCGUCUGUGGGAAGUGUUUCCUGCUGUUCCAGGACCUCAAGAGACACCAGGAGAUCCACAAAGGGGGCAACAACUCUGACGCAGACAGUCCAGGGGAACCAGAUCCGGAGAGACCGUUCCCCUGCUCUGUGUGUGGUAAGAGGUUCACCGCAGCAUUCAGGCUUAAGGCACACAUGAAGAUCCACAGCGGAGAGAAACCCCACCAGUGCUCCGUCUGUGGCAAGGCCUUCCUUCGACCCUACGACCUUAAAAGACACCUGUUGACCCAUAAAGGAGAGGGCACCAGCUCUGACCCUGACAGUCCAGGGGAUCCUGACCAGGAGCUGAAGCCAUAUUUCUGCUCCCAGUGCGGUAAGAGGUUCACUGCAGCCAGCAGCCUGAAGACACACACAAUGACGCACAGUGGAAAGAAACCCCACCAGUGCUCCGUCUGUGGGAAGUGUUUCCUGCGAUACCAGGACCUGAAGAGACACCAGGUGAUCCACAAAGGAGAGGGCGCCAGCACAGAAAAACCCCACCAGUGCUCUGUCUGCGAAGAGAGUUUCUUGAAGCUCGACGACUUGAACAUUCAUGUGACGAUCCACACAGGAGAGAAGACCAAGCACAUCUGCCAACCAUGUGGGAAGACCUUCACUCUGCUGCAGGACCUAAAGACUCACCAGCGCACCCAUACAGGAGAGAAACCGUACCACUGCUCCAAGUGCCCAGAGAGCUUUGGCAACCUGUUGGAGUACAGGGAGCACAAGCAGACACACAAUAACAAGAAACCGUACCUUUGUGACCAAUGCGGCCAGACGUUCACCCACUUCUACACCCUCAAGACCCACCGGUCAAUCCACACAGGGGAGAACCUCCUCCACUGCUCCUACUGUGGGAGGGGCUUCACUCAGAAAACGUCCUUGGCGACCCACAUACUGAUCCACACCAAGGAAAAACCGCACCAGUGCUCUGUGUGUGGCCAACGUUUUGCCAGAAGCGAAAGCCUGAAGAAACACAAGAGGAUACACAUGGCAGAGGUCCGCCAUCACAUGUGCGAGUGCGGGAAGAGUUUCCCGGACAUGAAGAGGUUGGAGGUGCACGCGAGAAUGCACUACAAGAGCCUGGAAAAGAAGUACUGCUGCUCAUACUGCGGGAGAAUGUUCCUACGGGACGGGGAUCUAAAGAGUCACCAGAGAACACACACCGGAGAGAAACCCUUUGUCUGCGCCAUAUGCGGGAAAAGUUUCGCCCAAUCGGGGAACUUGAGAGUGCAUCAGAUCAAGCACACUAAAGAGAGACCGUACCCUUGUACUGUCUGUGAUAAGGGGUUCACCACCUCUGGGAGUCUGAAGGUGCACAUGAGACGGUUUCAUACAGGGGAGAAGCCGUACGUCUGUAGCCUGUGUGGGAAAGGGUUCAUUGUACCCAAAGCACUAAAGACACACCAACAGAAACAUAUGAAAGAGACUACCGUCUAGUUUGACGGGAGACGGGAAAAGACUGUCUUUCUGUGUGAUUCCUCGCUCCACUCUCCUCUCAACUGUCAUAGAGGAGAAGUUCUGAGGUCCCUCCUCUCUGACUUUAUUCUCCAUUUUGAGGGGGAGACGAAGAGGAAUCGGGGAAUGAUGAAUUGAGAAAUAGUCGAGGCCUGCUGCUGGUUUUACCUGCUGCUCCCAUUGAGGACAUGUUUUUUUUCAAAAUAAAAGUCCCCCCCCCCCCCCCCUUACAUGCAUCCAUGUAAUAGGUGCUCUAAAUGUGCCAUUAGACAUCACUCACCAUGACAGAAUAGCUAGUGGUUAGUUUAGUGGUACUCUACAGAAACUCUGAGGUUGUAUCACCAAACUAGCCACUAGCUAGCUAUUCAGUCUGUAAGAUACUCUACAGAAACUCUGAGGUUGUAUCAUCAAACUAACCACUAGCUAUUCAGUCUGUAAGAUACUCUACAGACACUCUGAGGUUGUAUCAUCAAACUAACCACUAGCUAUUCAGUCUGUAAGAUACAACCUCAAUAACGUUUCUGUAGAAUAUCUUAAUGUCAGAUAUGAAUUGACAGGAUGAUAUAAUUAUAUAUGGCAUGAUAUGACACAAUAUGCAUUAUGACAAUAAUACAUUUAAACCUGACAUGAGGUCUCUACUCACCAUGACUGGUACCUAUUGGCAUGAUGUCUCUACUCACCAUGACUGGUACCUAUUGACAUGAUGUCUCUACUCACCAUGACUGGUACCUAUUGACAUGAUGUCUCCACUCACCAUGACUGGUACCUAUUGACAUGAUGUCUCUCUCCACUCACCAUGACUGGUACCUAUUGACAUGAUGUCUCUACUCACCAUGACUGGUACCUAUUGACAUGAUGUCUCUCUCUACUCACCAUGACUGGUACCUAUUGACAUGAGGUCUCUACUCACCAUGACUGGUACCUAUUGACAUGAGGUCUCUACUCACCAUGACUGGUACCUAUUGACAUGAUGUCUCUACUCACCAUGACUGGUACCUAUUGACAUGAGGUCUCUACUCACCAUGACUGGUACCUAUUGACAUGAGGUCUCUACUCACCAUGACUGGUACCUAUUGACAUGAGGUCUCUACUCACCAUGACUGGUACCUAUUGACAUGAUGUCUCUACUCACCAUGACUGGUACCUAUUGACAUGAGGUCUCUACUCACCAUGACUGGUACCUAUUGACAUGAUGUCUCUACUCACCAUGACUGGUACCUAUUGACAUGAGGUCUCUACUCACCAUGACUGGUACCUAUUGACAUGAUGUCUCUACUCACCAUGACUGGUACCUAUUGACAUGAGGUCUCUACUCACCAUGGCUGGUACCCCUUGACUUUUUCCAUGUUACAGCCUUAUUCUAAAAUAGAUUAAACUUUUUUUUUUAUAAAUCUACACACAAUACCCCAUAAUGACAUCACAAUACCCCAUAAUGACAUCACAAUACCUC